ACUAGGUGGAUUUAUGGCUCAUUGCCUGUCACAUGCGUCUCCGUGCAGGUUCCUGCUCCCUCCUCUAAUCUCUCUUAGAUGGUUUUUGCAUGUGUUGUGUGACAGCAGGGGAAAGGCGGUGGGUUGAGCCUGCCUGUUCUUCUCCCAUUGUCAGUGGAUGGAAAAACCUGUGUGAGAGAUCCUGUGUCAUCUCACUGCAUGUGGACAGGAAAAGUCCGUGUAGCUGCUCUCCUUCCUCUCUCCCUCUCCCCUCUCCUCUCUCUCUCUCUGUCCUUUCAUUCAGCUGCCACACAGCGACUGAAGCGCACACACACCAGGAUUAGUUUCUCCGACCGGUCAGCAAAGCCGGAGCUUAAAUGAAACGGAUGGAUCUAUAAGCUCCAGCGCUGCAGCCUGCCUCAUUCCUGCCUUUGCACACUCACUCACACACACACACACACACACACCAGUUGUGCCUCAUUAUCCCCUGCCUGAUUCAUUAUUUCCCCACAACGCCUGAAGUUUCCAAUUUUUUUUUUUACAAGCAGAGAGGAUGAAGUCUGGAUUCCCUGCAUUUAUUAAAUGAAACCGAGCAAGUCACCUGUUACCUUCAGGUUUUUUUUUAUUAUUUCCCCCCAGAUUUGUUGGACUUGCACACACUGCAGCAUAAAGCACCAGGCUGGGGAAAGGAGCUAAGGGAUCUGCUUGUACCUCAGCAUGGGCUCUCUGACCUGGAUUGCAUUUCUUUUCUUGGGAGUAUCAUUAACUACAAGGCUCAACUGUCAGAAUGUCAAAAAUAACGUGCCAAGGCUCAGAUUGUCCUACAAAGAAAUGGUCGAAUCCAAUAAUUUAAUCACAUUCAAUGGCUGGCCCAACAGUUCAAGCUACAAUACUUUUGUGUUAGAUGAAGAACGGGGAAGACUUUAUGUUGGGGCAAAGGAUCACAUAUUUUCAUUUAACCUGGCAAAUGUCAAAGAAUUUCAAAAGAUAUUGUGGCCUGUAACAAACAUCCGUAGGGACGAAUGCAAGUGGGCUGGAAAAGAUAUUGUGAAAGAAUGUGCAAACUUCAUUAAAGUCCUUAAGGCUUACAAUCACACACACUUGUAUGCUUGUGGAACUGGAGCCUUUCAUCCUGUCUGUACCUAUAUCGAUGUUGGCCACUACCCAGAGGAUAAUGUUUUUAAACUUGAAGACUCGUUUUUUGAAAAUGGUAGAGGAAAGAGUCCUUAUGAUCCCAAGCUUUUGACAGCAUCUAUUUUAAUAGAUGGGGAGCUGUAUUCUGGAACUGCAGCAGAUUUUAUGGGAAGAGAUUUUGCCAUUUUCCGCACGCUUGGAAAUCAUCAUCCAAUUAGGACUGAGCAGCAUGACUCCAGAUGGUUAAAUGAUCCAAGGUUCAUUGGUGCUUAUUUAGUGCCAGAAAGUGAUAAUCCAGAAGACGAUAAAGUUUAUUUUUUCUUCCGUGAAAAUGCCAUAGAUGGGGAACAUACUGGAAAAGCAACACAUGCACGAAUUGGACAGCUAUGCAAGAAUGAUUUUGGUGGCCACAGAAGCUUAGUUAACAAAUGGACUACUUUUCUUAAAGCUCGCCUAAUUUGUUCAGUGCCUGGUCCUAAUGGCAUUGAUACACAUUUUGAUGAACUACAGGAUGUGGUUUUGAUGAACUCAAAAGAUCCAAAAAAUCCAGUUGUUUAUGCUGUAUUUACAACCUCAAGUAACAUAUUCAAGGGUUCAGCAGUCUGUAUGUAUAGUCUGACGGACAUAAGAAGAGUUUUUUUGGGUCCUUAUGCUCAUAGAGAUGGUCCAAAUUAUCAGUGGGUGCCAUUCCAAGGAAGGGUUCCAUACCCUCGACCUGGAACUUGCCCUAGCAAGACUUUUGGUGGCUUUGACUCAACAAAGGAUCUCCCUGAUGAAGUUAUUAUGUUUGCACGAAGUCACCCGGCCAUGUACAAUCCUGUUUUUCCCAUCAAUAAUCGUCCCAUCAUAAUAAAAACGGAAGUGGAUUAUCAAUUUACACAAAUAGUGGUGGAUCGAGUGGAAGCUGAGGAUGGUCAAUACGAUGUCAUGUUUAUUGGAACUGAUAUGGGGACCAUUUUGAAAGUAGUCUCUGUUCCCAAGGAGACCUGGCAUGAUUUAGAAGAAGUUCUACUGGAAGAAAUGACUGUAUUUAGGGAGCCAACUGCUAUUUCAGCCAUGGAGAUUUCAACAAAGCAACAACAACUAUACAUUGGCUCGUCAGUGGGUGUUUCCCAACUCCCGCUUCACCGCUGUGAUGUUUAUGGAAAAGCUUGUGCUGAGUGUUGCCUUGCCAGAGACCCCUAUUGUGCUUGGGAUGGAUCUUCAUGCUCACGCUACUUUCCUACUGCUAAAAGACGUACUAGGCGCCAAGAUAUCAGGAACGGGGAUCCCCUAACACAUUGUUCAGACCUACAGCAUCAAGAUGAUCCACAUAGACAAAGCCUAGAAGAAAAGAUAAUCUAUGGUGUGGAGAACAGUAGCACAUUCCUGGAAUGCAGCCCUAAAUCACAGCGUGCCCUAGUUUUCUGGCAGUUACAGAAGCAAAAUGAAGAAAAAAAGGAUGAGAUAAAAGUGGAUGAACGCAAAAUAAAGACAGAACAUGGCCUUCUUCUGCGCACGCUAAAGAAGAGAGAUUCAGGCAUAUAUUAUUGCAAUGCAGUAGAGCAUGGUUUCAUGCAGACCCUUCUCAAAGUAACUCUGGAGAUAAUUGAUACAGAACAUUUAGAUGAGCUUCUGCACAAAGAAGAUGAAGGAGGAGACAGUCACAAACACAAAGAACCCUCAAACAGUAUGUCUCCAACUCAAAAGAUAUGGUAUAGAGACUUUAUGCAGUUAAUCAACCACCCAAAUCUUAACACAAUGGAUGAAUUUUGUGAGCAGGUGUGGAAAAGGGACCGCAAGCAACGUCGGCAAAAAAAUGGAAAUGUCCAGGUUAGCAACACAAAAUGGAAGCACCUACAGGAAAACAAGAAGGGUAGAAAUAGGAGGACCCAUGAAUUUGAGAGGGCACCAAGGAGUGUCUGAUUUGCAUUACCUCUUCAAACCUGAGUAGGAUUUGUAUUGACAUUUAACUGGAAAAAUGCAAUAUUCGUGAAACUUUCUAUGGCAUUAUUUGGAUGUUUACAAGGUGAGGAGCUCACACAAUUUCACAACAGUUCAAAAUCAAAUACAUUAGGAGCCUUCCAAAUAGACUUAGUUUACAUCAUAACAAAACAAUUUCAAUCUGAAAAGACAAUGUGGCUCAGCUUGUUUUGCCAUUUCCAUGGCAAAUCUGAUUGAGUGGUGUUGGUGUUCUUCCUAUCCAAGGAGAAAUAUUUCAUUUAUCACCUUGUUACCAAAAUGAGAAUGGAAAGACAUUUGUCAGCCUUGCACACCUUUCUGGAACCAGAAACUUAACUGCUCAUCCAUCUUAUAAUGAUGACACCCUGACAUUAGACUGGAUACAUGAAUUUAUUUUUUGUAACAGGACAUACGCUUAUUUGUAUUUGACAAUGGGACAACGUGAAUAUAUAUCCAAGAUACAAUUACAACAAUAAAUUGUCCACCAUUCAGCAAACAAGUGGAGUUUACUGAUCUACUACUGAUGUCUUCUACCAGCUUUGAUCUGAAGUUUUAUUUUGCUAAAAUAUAAAUUAAAUGUACCUUUACAAAUAUGUAGUAAAUGUUACUUCUUUUUUUUUUAUAACCAUAGCAUAGACAAGUAUUCUACUUUGUAAUUAUUUGAACAGUGUCUUUAUUAUUUUCUAAGGUUAUUUUUAUUUUAUUCUAAUUAUUAUUUUGGAAAAUGAUUGUAACUGUAACAUUGAACACUUGCCAAGUCUUUAUGGGGAAAAGAAUUUUGGAACUUCCACUUUUAAACUCAAAAAUUCCUGGCUAAUUUCGGUUCUAUAGAAAUAUUUAUCACAUUUUUGGCAGAAUAAUGCAAAAUGUUUUGGAUCUAGUUAGAAAUCUAGUACACUGUAUUACAUUAAGGAUGAGUGUACUGUGGGGGAAAAAACUAAAUAAUAAGGAUUUUCAAUUUGCAAGGUUGUUUUCUGUUUGUGUGCUCUUAGGAUGAUGUCAAAACAAUUUUGUUUUACAUUAAUGCAUACAGUAUGAAAUAUUUUGGUAAUUGGGAAAAUAUUGGUAUAUCCUAGUUCUUCUAAAGGCCCAGACCCCUUGGAAUAGCAUUUAAGGUUAGACACCUCCAACUAAUGAAAAUUAUGGAAUUCUUAGCUAAAAUUACCAUUAGGUUUGUAAUUAGUUAAAAACGGAUAAAAGAGAAACACAUUUUUCUAAUUCACUUUUGCUUUCAAUCUGUCCCUGUUCUACAGGGAGGCAGCGUUUCACUUGUACAAUUGCUUUUAUAACUAACACCACAGCUGUGGGGUAAAUUUAUAUCAGGAAUGUUUUUCUGUUAUAAAUUAACGAGUGGCAGUAGUAUUUCUUUGAAAGUGAAACCUGAAAAGAAAUCACGGGGAAUUUCCUCCAGAAAGUUUUCUCCAUAUAAGUCACUGUGAUGCCAUUUGCACCUUUUUUAUAAACCCAUCUGGGCUCAUUCAUUAACAUUGGGUACAUUUGUCUCAUUGUUGUAACUCAUAGCAAGAUAUUUAACAUACCUCUACAUAUGAAAAUAAAGUAGAAAGAUUGGAUAUAAUUAAUAUGGGCUGCUACACUCGGGCAGUUUGUUCAGUAUCAAUAAAUGAGCCUCACUACUACUAAUUUCUGUUUCAAUAUUUUAUGCCUUCCAGUCUAUGAGCUUCUUUGUGAACUUCCUAAACUAUUGCAUGGAUCUCUUGGCUUAGUCUGGCCCAUUUGAAAUUGGUGACUGAUUGUCCAACAUACAGAAGUUCACUUACAUAUGCAUAAUGCUAUAUUCCCUGGAGUAAAAGCUUUUAUUUUGGGACUAGACAACAUGAUGCUGAUUUGAGUGCUUAAAAAUGUUCAUAUUUUAAAGAUUGGCUCUAGACAGUCCUUCACCAAAAUAUGAACAUUUGCACUAUUAUUAUGUGCCUUUGCAAACUUUUCCCAAGCAUAAUAAUGUGUGUGUUUGUACAUAAUAAUGUUCAAAUUAGGCACAGUUAUAAUGUACUAGUUUUUAUUAUUAUUUGUCUCUCUAUUAGUAUGGCCAUUGGUUUGCAUAAUACAUGUAGAUCAUUUUCAAACAUAGGCUGUUGAAAAGAAAACCUUGACAAAGUUAUACAUGCACUCACACAUAUCACAGAUUCUAAAAACAUGUGUUUUAAAAGGGGCUUCCACUUAACUUGGAUUGAUUGUAUCACUAGACAGCAAAAUAGUUCUUGCUUAGAAAAUUGCGAUAGAACAUUUUCCAACAUUGAACAUAGAACACUGAUGAAUAAUAGCUAAAAUAUAAUUAUGCGACAGGAGUAUAGCUAUGUGGGUUGUAACCACAACCAACAUAUUACUUAAGAUGCAAAACUUAAACUGUAGGCUGAAGAGGCCAAUAAACAAACUAAAAUCUAGGUAAUGAUGGGUACCCAUAGAAAUAAAGGUUGUCUUUGGGAACAAUGGUAUUAGUGAUUUAAAAUUGUUCAUUGUGGGCAUCUAGCUAAAACCUUCUCCUGAUACAUUAUAGAAUUGAAGUGUAGGCAAUUUUUCCUCCCCCUUAAAAUGAAAAUCUGGCAAGCCUAUGCGUUAGUGGACUCAACUGGAUUAAAUUCAAGGUCACAUGGGUUACAGCAUGUAGGAGGUUGCAGGUAGAUAUGAUAACAUCGGGACCUUAGAGCAAAUAGUUACACCUUGAUUUAUCGCAGUGCAACAUGUGCAGUGCUGGUGGCCACAAUUUACAAAGGGAGACUCGGUUUAAGCACUCAAUAGGGUAUUAGAAAGUAAAUGGCAGUGAAAAGGGGUUCUUAUAAUGCAUUUUAGCUUCUUUUCCUGAGGUGUUUACAGACGCGGAGAAAAUUUUUUACCUAGUGCCAGCUAUAACAUUUGUUUUAAUUUAAUAUUUUCCCCUUUGAAUGAUGCAUUGUGAUAUGACGAUUAAAACAUGCUAUUACUUCACACUGGUUCAGUUAGUUUCAGUAGAGCACACAUUAUUUAAAACAAACACAUAUUGCUGCAGAUUUACAUCUUUCAGCGUAGAUGUCAGCUUCGUCUAACUGGCAUGGAUAAUUGCUCUGUAGGUUAUCCGGUGCAAGAUGUUCUGCUCUUUAGCACCAUGUGCAGAACCAACAUGUGAAAGAAAGCUUUUCAAAUAACAUUGAAUGGCAUGAUGAUAAAGGCUGCUGAUCACAGUCAUAGAUGUGGCUUUUGUUUUUUGAGGCACAUUAAAUGCAAUUUGGCAUACUUAAUAGGAGUCUUUUAUGCUCUUGCUGAGAAAGCUGACCCUCACAAUUGUUUCUGCAAGUCAAACUGAGACAAGCAGUUUAAGGGCUCCCCUGAAGCAGUAUGAUGUUCUGAAGAUAUCCGUGAGCAUGAUCUGACCCUUGUCUAUUCCUUUUUGGGAAGAAAUGAGACAUGCAUAUAACACUAAGGCUUUGCUCGCAGUGAUAUAGGACAAAAUGAUCAGCUUUUGUUGAAUACCAAAUUGUUAGAAGUCUUCCAGCAGAUAUACAUUGCUAAUGAAAUCAGACUAUUCAAUGCCCCCUUUAGAAAGUUUCUCUACUAAUAAUGUUGAUCUAUAUCUAGAUGUAUAAAUACAUUUCCUAAACAGUUCACCAGCAGAAAGCAUGUAAUAUAUAUAUAAUUUUAUAUAAUCAUUCAACUCUGGUCUCUGGUGUUAGUGGCCUAACAUAAAACGUUUACAGUAACAUAAAAUAGCUCAAAUUAAUAUUUUACAAACAUAUAGGUGGCAUUUUAAGUGCUUUGUUUAAUGUUCAAAACAAUUCUAAUUGACAAAAUAUCACUGAGGGUUUGAGGCAUGGGCUUAAUUCACACAAUUUUCAUUCAGGUAGGUUUUUAUAAAUGGCUACAGUAGCACAAUGUGGUCUUAUUAUCAUAAUUGCACUGGUGUGCUGGCACAAUGAUCACUUACACAAAUCAUUUCUUACCAAUGUGACCAAUCAUAUGUAGCACAGCUGUAAGGAGUGUGCAAUAUUAGAUGCAUCUGUUCUAAAUAAUUGAAACAGUCUGAGAAAUGAAGCACAGAAUUAAAUAAUUCUGAAUAUCGUUUUAGUUAACUGUCUUCCGCCAUAACAUUCAUGAUCCAGUAAAUAGGAGAAUAGAUGUUUAUUAGCCACUGAGGAAACUUUGUAGAAUAAAUAGCAGAGCUUGCGCUAAUUCCAGGCAUAAUAUUUACUGUACAAAUUCAUAGCCCACUCUGAGUAACUACUGUAUGUAAAGACAAGAGAGAAACCAAUUGCAUGUGAAUGAGCAGUUUAUGACCCCAUUUUAUGCAGUAUUUAGUGAUAUCAAUGGUAUGUGUUUAAUAGUUUGGUUUUGCUACCUAAACUUUAGCCAAAAGAGAUGUAAAUAAUUUUGAAUAGAUACAGAGGUACAGCGUAAUGUACUGAUAAUUAUAGGUACUCAUUUACAAGGUGCUUUAGUACAGUAUUUUUAUACAGUACCAAAGCUGCAAUGGCUACUACUUACUAUGGCAUGGCAGUGGUAAAUUUGUGGUUUUAGUGAACAAGUUGUUUUUCAAUUAGACCGAAAAAAAAAAAAAACAGUUUUGUUUCAUUGCUAUAUUUAUCAAUACAUUUUAAGCAGGGGAAUUAAAAAAAAAAAACUGGAGAGGAAUUGUAAUAAGACUUGCUGCUGUAAAUUAUUCUUUUUGGCAUGUACUCACUCGGUUGUUAAAUAAACAUUUCUUCAAAAUUA
Molecule: messenger RNA, 7755 nt
Organism: Xenopus laevis (African clawed frog)
Lineage: Eukaryota; Metazoa; Chordata; Amphibia; Anura; Pipidae
Gene: sema3a.L
Product: semaphorin 3A L homeolog
Exons: 17
Coding region: 697-3018 (773 amino acids)
Biological process (GO): axon guidance; semaphorin-plexin signaling pathway; motor neuron axon guidance
Cellular component (GO): extracellular region; plasma membrane; axon
Molecular function (GO): semaphorin receptor binding; neuropilin binding; chemorepellent activity
Source: RefSeq, a predicted model, not a curated record